Spea bombifrons (plains spadefoot toad) is the source of this 1067-nucleotide messenger RNA. It is a transcript of the gene TPMT, whose product is annotated as thiopurine S-methyltransferase. The record is from RefSeq and is a predicted model, not a curated record. Lineage: Eukaryota; Metazoa; Chordata; Amphibia; Anura; Pelobatidae. Bases 93 to 827 code for a protein of 244 amino acids. Gene Ontology annotation, molecular function: thiopurine S-methyltransferase activity. The transcript has 9 exons.
UGUUUAGGGCAAAUCUGUCAUCGACCCUAGCGUCGUGCCUCCUUGUGACUCCUGCAAGCUUUAUAAUUCUCAGUCCUGACAACCACGUGGACAUGGACGGUUCAAUCGAGUCCCAACUAAACACCAGUUAUGGAACAAAGCAAACCAAAAUUAUGUCUGACAAGGACUGGAUACGGAAAUGGGAAAAAAAGGAGAUUGGAUUUCAUGAAGAGAAAGUACAUAAAUUACUUGCGGAGUUUUUGGAGACCAUGCUGCAUAACAGAAAACAAAUUACCAUCUUUUUCCCUCUUUGUGGGAAAGCAGUCGAUAUGAAAUGGUUAGCUGAUAUGGGACAUAACAUUGUUGGAGUUGAUGUCUGUGAAAUGGGUUUAAAGGAUUUCUUUAAAGAAAAUAAUGUUACUUAUCUCGAAGAAGCUGUCCCUGCAAUUCCCGGAGCUAAAGUGUUUAAGAGUACCUCUGGUAACAUCUCACUGUACUGCUGCAGUAUCUUUGAUAUAAAUGACUCAAUUAUUGGCAAGUGUGAUGGAAUAUGGGAUCGAGGAGCUAUGGUAGCUGUGAAUCCUACUGACAGAGAACGGUAUGCUAGUGUGAUACUAUCAUUAAUGGAUAAAGAUUGUCGUUACCUCCUGGAUACAUUUGAAUAUGACCCCAAGUUGCAUCCAGGGCCACCAUUUUACAUACCGGAUGCAGAAUUAGAAAAAUUGCUUGGUUCGCAGUGCAAUGUUAAGUGUUUGAAGAUAACUGAUUCCCUUACUGACAAGCAAAGAGCUUGGGGACUCGAUUCUUUUGAUGAGAAAAUAUUUUUAGUCACUUCAAAACUUUCCUAAAAGCUCUGCUGAGUGAAGCAAAUCUCUAGGAAAAUAUACUGUUUUAAAAUAAAACUUUUCCCUUGGACCACCUACUUUGUCCUCUUCUUACAAUCACAAAGCUCCCUAUAUCUUUUUAUUUCCUCAGCACCUGUGUUUUCCAGUUUUGUACAAUGAUAUUUUAGUAUUUAGUACUUGUAUUACUUUAGUUUUCCCAAAAAUGUAUUUAUUCUUAAAAUAAAAAGCAAAAACAUUAGGCUA